Molecule: messenger RNA, 285 nt
Organism: Ambispora leptoticha
Lineage: Eukaryota; Fungi; Glomeromycota; Glomeromycetes; Archaeosporales; Ambisporaceae
Source: the annotation of a GenBank genome assembly
AUGACAUCAAACAAUAACAAAAAUUUUGACGAAACAAAAAAUCCAAUAGCAACAACAAAAAAAAUUACGAAAGAAUCUGAUUAUGAAGAUUGUUACGCGUGCAAACUUGUAGCCGGCACAGCAUUCAUUGGGCUUGGUUUAUACGCGUUACGACAGCGUAGGACAAUGAUACAAUUCGCUAAGAAAUCCGAAGAAAUUAUACCGUAUUUGCGAUUAAGAAGUGUCGGAUUGAGUAUUAUUGGAAUAAGUGCAAUCGGUGUUGGAAUGUAUAGGAUCGCGUAUUAA